This is a messenger RNA of Impatiens glandulifera, 1568 nucleotides long. Its product is annotated as transcription factor TCP14-like. The record is from RefSeq and is a predicted model, not a curated record. The transcript has a single exon. Gene Ontology annotation, molecular function: sequence-specific DNA binding; DNA-binding transcription factor activity. The coding region runs from base 225 to 1235 and encodes 336 amino acids. Lineage: Eukaryota; Viridiplantae; Streptophyta; Magnoliopsida; Ericales; Balsaminaceae. Gene Ontology annotation, cellular component: nucleus.
GCUAAAUUAUUAUAUGGUUCUUAAAAGCUGGCAUUCUUAGUCAUCUUCAAUCUUCAUCUUUCACCUCUUUCUCUCUCUAUAUAUCUCUCCCGUAUAAUUUGGGUGUAUAUAUAUAUAUAUAUAUAUUAAUAUUAAUAUAUAUAUAUAUAUAUAGAUAAAGAUUUCUUUGUACGAUAGGAAGAAUAAAAAGACCCACAAAAGAUUAAAUAAACUUUCAUGUGAUAAUGGACGGCGGCGAUCAUCAUCUUCACCGGCCAACAAAUUUCCCAUUCCGUUUAUUAGAAAAAAAAGAAGAUCUCGAACCUUCAUGUUCAACAUCAAUCUCCACCGCCGCCGCUUCUUCAUCCGCCGUCGUUCUCGCCGGAGAAUCUUCCGACAAGAAACCGCCGCCAAAACGAAACUCCACUAAAGAUCGCCACACAAAAGUCGACGGCCGUGGACGCCGGAUCCGUAUGCCUGCACUCUGCGCCGCUAGGGUUUUUCAACUGACAAGAGAACUAGGUCAUAAAUCAGACGGCGAAACCAUCGAAUGGCUUUUACAACAGGCAGAACCGUCAGUUAUAGCUGCCACCGGCACCGGAACAAUUCCGGCGAACUUCACUUCACUUAAUAUCUCUUUAAGAAGCUCUGGUUCAUCUAUGUCGGUUCCAUCUUAUCUUCGAUCAUCUUAUUUUAAUCAAAAUUUCUCAAAUAUAACGCAGAAUCAAAGGAGGAAUACACUUUUUCCGGCGAUUGGAUUAUCCCCUUCUGAUAAUUCUCAAUCAUCUAUGCUUAAUUUUCAAAUGGGUAAUCAGGGUAUUAUUAAUAACCCGAUUAUGAAACCUGAGUAUCAUCGAGGAGAGAGUCCGAAUCAAGAUUUAUCAGAUAAACGUCGAUCAAACUCCGACCCAUCGCCGGAAAUUUCUCAACAACAAAUGGGUAGUUAUUUGUUGCAAUCCACAACCGGAUCUAUGCCGGCAAGCCACUCUUCAAUUCCGGCGAAUUUUUGGAUGGUGGCAAAUUCAAACAAUCAAGUAAUGAGUGGAGACCCAAUUUGGACUUUUCCUACUGUCAAUAAUAGUGGCUUAUAUAGAGGAACAAUGUCAAGUGGUUUACAUUUUAUGAAUUUUCCGGCGCCGGUUACCCUUUUGCCGUCACAACAACUGGGUAUGGGGCUAGGCAGCGGCGGCGGCGCCGACGAAGAAGAUGAAGAAAACAACCAUCAUAAUAACAACAAUGGAAACAAUAUUUCGUAAACCCUAUUUUAUAAAUGAAGGAUCUUGAUCAAAAAAACAAUCCGACCAGGUGACCAGGUGACGAUUUGAAGAUUGACAAUAUACGGCUAGUCAGAUAAACUGACCAAGAAAUAUCAUCAAAUUUGCGAGGUUUGGUUUUCUUAAAAGAAUUCAUGUUUUUUUUUCAAGAAUUUUGUUUUGUGUGAUUAAUUAAUGUGAGCCUCUUUGUUUGGUUUUGGUAUUUUUACUUUUAGGGUUUGGAUGAGAGACUAUUAUAUUAUUUGACAAUGGCUUAUUCAUGAGUUCUUCUUUCAUAUUAUAUAUCAUUAUUUCACAAUUUGUGUAAACUUAUUU